Messenger RNA from Colossoma macropomum (tambaqui), 2151 nucleotides. RefSeq names its product v-maf avian musculoaponeurotic fibrosarcoma oncogene homolog a (paralog a) (gene mafa). Gene Ontology annotation, cellular component: nucleus. Bases 537 to 1574 code for a protein of 345 amino acids. Gene Ontology annotation, molecular function: RNA polymerase II cis-regulatory region sequence-specific DNA binding; DNA-binding transcription factor activity, RNA polymerase II-specific. Gene Ontology annotation, biological process: regulation of transcription by RNA polymerase II; lens fiber cell differentiation. The record is from RefSeq and is a predicted model, not a curated record. Lineage: Eukaryota; Metazoa; Chordata; Actinopteri; Characiformes; Serrasalmidae. The transcript has a single exon.
GUGUGUGUUCACUUUUUUAAAAAUCACUCCUACGAGCCUGGGCAGAUUCACGUCCAAGUCGACGCUAUCAGCCUAUUAUUACUAUUAUUCCUACUUUUAUUUAUUUAUUUUUUAAACAUUUUUUUCCUCCGCGUCCUUUCUUCACUCCUAACGUUUCUCCGAGCGCCGCUGCACCAUGUAUUCGUGAAGAGAGCGUAAAGUGUGAAAUGUUUUGAAAGAGAAAGUUUUUUUUUUCUUCUUCUUCUCUCUCCUUCGCGUGAAGAGAGGAGGGGAAAGAAAAAAGAAGGAGAAGAAGCGAUCAGAAAGAGCUCCGAUGCAUCUCCGACGAGAGUGUGCAAAGGAAAAGUGCUCAUUUGGAAGUAGGAGUUGCUUCGUCGAAGCGCUGCAGAGACUUUUCUGGUAAGAGUGAAAAAUCAGUUCUUUUUUGUUGUUGAAGAAGAAGAAAAAAAAGCAUCAAGCUGGCUCACUCUCUUCUAAGUCAACCCGGUCUGCCAGGUGCUCUUCACCCUCUUUGGAGGACUGUCAACAGCAAGAGGAUGGCAUCAGAGCUGGCGAUGAGCAGCUCCGACCUGCCCACCAGUCCCCUGGCCAUGGAAUAUGUUAAUGACUUCGAUCUGAUGAAGUUUGAGGUGAAAAAGGAGCCGGUGGAGCCCGAGCGCGGCAGCUUGAGCCACCAGUGCAGCCGCCUGCUCGCCGGGGGCUCCGUGUCUUCCACGCCGAUGAGCACGCCGUGCAGCUCGGUGCCGCCUUCGCCGAGCUUCUCGGCGCCCAGCCCGGGCUCCGGGAGCGAGCACAAGAGCCACCUGGAGGAUUUCUACUGGAUGACGGGCUACCAGCAGCAACAGCAGCAGCAACCGCACCACCAGCCGCAGCCGCAGCAGCUGAACCCCGAGGCGCUGGGCUUCAGCCCCGAGGACGCCGUGGAGGCGCUGAUCAGCAGCACGCACCAGCUCCAGCCCUUCGACGGCUAUGCUAGGGGGCAGCAGUUCGCCAGCGCGGCCGGCCCCGGAGGCGCCGUGGCCGGGGACGACAUGGGCUCGGCCGCCGCCGUGGUUUCGGCAGUGAUCGCCGCCGCCGCGGCGCAAAACGGCGCUCCGCACCACCACCAACACCACCAUCACCACCACCCGCACGCCAACAGCGCCGCCGCCAGCGCCGUAGGGCACCACCACCAGGCACCCUUGGGCGCCGGGCACGCGGCGGCCGAGCGCUUCUCGGACGAGCAGCUCGUCACCAUGUCCGUGCGCGAGCUGAACCGGCAGCUGCGCGGCGUCAGCAAGGAGGAGGUGAUCCGGCUGAAGCAGAAGCGGCGCACGCUGAAGAACCGCGGCUACGCGCAGUCGUGCCGCUUCAAGCGCGUGCAGCAGCGGCACGUGCUGGAGGGCGAGAAGACGCAGCUGCUGCAGCAGGUGGAGCACCUCAAGCAGGAGAUCGCGCGCCUGCUGCGCGAGCGUGAUGCAUACAAGGAGAAGUACGAGAAGCUGGUGGGCGGCGGCGGCGGCGGCGGGGGCUUCAGGGAGAGCGGCGGCUCGAGCAGCGACAACAACCCCUCCUCCCCCGAGUUUUUCAUGUGAGUUCUGCACCUAGUCGUAAGAAUAAGCGAGAAAGAAAACAAACAAAAAAGUUUGUUUGUGAUUUUUUGGCGGGUUUGUUAGACUGAGAGAGAGAAAAAGACAAAACUUUAAAUUCUUCGUAAAAGUCUGUUUUUGUUUUGUCUGCAUUCUGGUCAGUCAGGCCUGGCAGUCUGUCUUGUUUUUUGAGCUUUACUUUUUUUUUCUCUUCCUUUUUUUGCGCGUAGACAGACAAAACUUUACAAUAUAUAAAUAUUUUUUCCCUUCCAAACCUGCCAUCCUCGUGCGUUUUCUCCACACUUACGUUCAAAUGCACAAGUCUGCAAUGCAUUCAUAUUUUUUCUUUUAAUUUUUCUCAUUUUUUUUUCCAUUGUUCGCCUGACUUGCAGUGUUUUUUUAAUGGGAUUGCUGUUUGUAAUUUACUCCCCCCCUUUUUUUGUUUUGUCAAUGUGCGUUUGCAUGCAUCCACAUGCACCACUGAUGUUCAUCGACCUUUUGCAUCAAUUUUUGUUCUUCUUUUUUUAUUUACAAUCAGAAUAACUGUUUGCCAAAAACAGCGACACUUACCUCCAGUUUAAAA